Malus domestica (apple) is the source of this 2430-nucleotide messenger RNA. RefSeq names its product diacylglycerol O-acyltransferase 1A. Lineage: Eukaryota; Viridiplantae; Streptophyta; Magnoliopsida; Rosales; Rosaceae. Gene Ontology annotation, biological process: triglyceride biosynthetic process. Gene Ontology annotation, molecular function: diacylglycerol O-acyltransferase activity. The record is from RefSeq and is a predicted model, not a curated record. Gene Ontology annotation, cellular component: endoplasmic reticulum membrane; chloroplast envelope.
AAAGGAAGGACCGGGAAGCGGUUUGUAUGCACAAAGCUCCACGGGACCAGGUCUGCAGCUUCCUGCCUUCCUCCCUCUUCCCCUGUCACACUCUUACACGACGAUACUGUUUUUCGUUAACCGCCCGCUUGUCGUUUUUCCCCCUUCUACCGGCCCUCCUCCCUCCCUCCCUCCCUCCCUCCCCCACUCUGACAUCAUCGCUUCGUCAUCAUACCUGCAAUCGCCAGCUCUCUCUCUCUCUCCUCUGUGUGUUUUUGGUGCUUAUUAUAUAAAGACCGCUCAACUUUCCCAGUCAUUCACCGCCACUUCGCGAAUUUUCUCGCACCCCAUUUAUUCUUCCUCUUUAUCUUUUUCCAUUUGAAAUCUCUCUCUCUCUCCCUCUCUCUCUGCAUGAACUCUCUGAAAUCUCGCACCCCAUCAUUUAUACUCUGAAAUCUGUCUCUCUCUCUCUGUUCUCCCUCUUUCUUCAUCUCUCUGGGAAAACAUAUAUUACAUAUAAUUUACAUAUAUAUUGGCGGUUGUGUCAUGGCGAUGGCGGAUUCGCCUGAGGCAGUAGUCAUCGCAGGCGCCACCACAAGCCCCCGCGCGGACUCAGAUCUCAACCACACGCUACGCCGCAGACCCUCGGCCUCCACCGUGGCGGAAUCCGAUUCCUUGAACGAUUUGGUUAGGGACUCCGGCGGUGAUGACUCGGUUGGCGCCAAGCUCGGCGGCGGCGGCGGCGGCGAUAACGGCCGUAUUGGAGGCUCUGACGGCUCGGCUGAGUCCGUCAAUGCUGUUCAAGACAAGAAGGGACUCGGCGAGAAUGAUCGGGGCGGUGAUCCCUCGGCCGUGAAAUUUGCGUAUCGGCCGUCCGUUCCGGCUCAUCGGAGAGUUAAGGAGAGUCCUCUCAGCUCUGAUGCCAUCUUCAGACAGAGCCAUGCCGGUCUCAUCAAUCUGUGUAUAGUAGUACUUGUUGCUGUAAACAGCCGGCUAAUCAUCGAGAAUUUAAUGAAGUAUGGUUGGUUAAUUAAAACUGGUUUCUGGUUUAGUUCAAGAUCAUUGCGAGAUUGGCCACUUUUUAUGUGCGGCCUUACUCUUCCUAUCUUUCCACUUGCGGCCUUUGUAGUUGAGAAGUUAGCGCAACAAAAGUGUAUAUCUGAAGCUGCUGUUGUUUCUCUUCAUAUAGUCAUUACAACAACUUCAAUUUUGUAUCCGGUUGUGGUGAUUCUCAGGUGUGAUUCUGCAGUUUUAUUUGGUGUUGCGUUGAUGCUCUUUGCUUGCAUCGUAUGGUUAAAACUCGUAUCUUAUGUGCACACAAACUAUGAUAUGAGAGCACUUCACAUAGCAGUUGAGAAGGGGGAUGCCACACCUAGUUCUCUGAAUACAGAUUACCCUCAUAAUAACAAUUUAAAAAAUAUGGCAUACUUUAUGGUCGCUCCAACAUUAUGUUACCAGACUAGUUACCCUCGCACAGCAUGUGUUCGAAAAGGUUGGGUGUUUCGUCAACUUGUGAAGUUGAUCAUUUUUACUGGAGUGAUGGGAUUUAUAGUAGAACAAUACAUCAACCCUAUUGUCAAGAAUUCAAAACAUCCUUUGAAGGGGGACUGGUUAUAUGCCAUAGAGAGGGUUUUGAAGCUUUCAGUUCCCAAUUUAUAUGUGUGGCUAUGCAUGUUCUAUUGCUUUUUCCACCUCUGGUUAAAUAUUGUUGCUGAGCUGCUUUGUUUUGGUGAUCGGGAGUUCUAUAAAGAUUGGUGGAAUGCAAAAACUGUUGAGGAGUAUUGGAGAAUGUGGAACAUGCCUGUUCAUAAAUGGAUGGUUCGCCACAUCUAUUUUCCAUGCCUACGUCACGGAGUACCCAAGGGAGUUGCCAUCGUAAUCGCCUUCCUAGUAUCUGCCGUAUUUCAUGAGCUAUGCAUAGCUGUUCCCUGCCACAUUUUCAAGUUGUGGGCUUUUAUCGGAAUUAUGUUCCAGGUACCACUUGUCUUGAUCACAAAUUACCUGCAAAAUAAAUUCAGAAACUCGAUGGUGGGAAAUAUGAUCUUCUGGUUCAUCUUUUGCAUUCUUGGUCAACCGAUGUGCCUGCUUCUGUAUUACCACGACUUGAUGAAUCGGAAAGGGAAACUCGACUGAAGGUUUAGUCUCUAAGUAUGGAUCGAAUCGCUCUGGAAGCGGUGUUGCCUUCCGAUAAGCCGGCUUUCCUCCUCCGUCCAAGGCAACUCUAACUUAUAGCUGCUUCCUCUGGUUUCAACGUUUUCAUGUUCCAUACGUUUUUCAUUUUUCUUUUUUCUUAUAUAUAUAUUUUUGUUAAUUCAAUUGAUUUUAUAUACAAUUUUGAAUAUCUUUCUCUAACAGUGAGCUUCUCCUGGUUUAGUUAUUGCGGUAUAUAUUUAGUUGGGAAUUUUGAGGAAAUGGUUUCAAUAUCAUCCCCCAGUCCCCACCCUUAUAUCA